CUCAUUCACAAUUCAAAUUCUUAUAUUUCCUUACUCCCCUGUGACGUUCUGCGUGAUUCUAGUAUCGAGUAAGACGUUCCGAAUGGCCACCGUCACCUCCUCCGCCGUUGCCGUUCCAUCAUUCAGCGGUCUCCGAGCCAAUGCCGCAAAAGUUAACGGCACCCAGAAGCUGAUGGCUUCUCCAUCCCAAAGGGUGAGCUCCGGCGUUAAGGCUUCCCUCAAGGAGGUCGGAGCAGCCUUUGUGGCCACCGCCGCAACCGCCAUGAUAGCCAGCAACGCCAUGGCUCUCGAGGUUUUGUUGGGUGGUGAUGACGGAUCUCUUGCCUUCGUCCCCAGCAAUUUCUCAGUGAGCUCCGGCGAGAAGAUCGUGUUCAAGAACAAUGCUGGUUUCCCACACAACGUUGUGUUUGAUGAGGACGAGAUUCCCGAAGGAGUGGAUGCUUCCAAGAUCUCCAUGCCGGAGGAAGAGCUUCUGAAUGGCCCCGGAGAGACGUACAGCGUCUCCUUGGUUGAGAAGGGGACUUACGCUUUCUACUGUUCGCCUCACCAAGGAGCUGGUAUGGUGGGCAAAGUCACCGUUAAUUAAUUAAAAUGAAGCCUUCUUUUUUUCUAUUUUCUUUUGUAUUGUCUUUUUGUAGCAAUGGUGUAUGAGAUGAACUAAUAUAUAUGAAAUGCACUCAUGUAAUUCAUUUGCUCUCA
This is a messenger RNA of Prosopis cineraria, 699 nucleotides long. Its product is annotated as plastocyanin. Lineage: Eukaryota; Viridiplantae; Streptophyta; Magnoliopsida; Fabales; Fabaceae. The record is from RefSeq and is a predicted model, not a curated record. The transcript has a single exon. The coding region runs from base 83 to 586 and encodes 167 amino acids. Gene Ontology annotation, cellular component: chloroplast thylakoid lumen. Gene Ontology annotation, molecular function: copper ion binding.